AUGUCAUACAGCAGAAUAGGAGUCGUGACCGGCGCGAACAAGGGCAUUGGACGCGCAAUCGUCCAGCAGCUAGCCCUCCAAUAUCCCAAGUCGCCGCUUAACAGCGGACCCUUUUUGAUUUACCUGACAGCUCGUGAUCAAGGCAGGGGAGAAGCUGCCGUCAAGGACCUCGAGCAAGAUGCGCAGCUCAAGGAGGCAAAGGCAUUGAAGGCCGACGGAGGGCUAUCGCAGAUUGAAUUCCACUUGCUUGAUAUCACGAGCAGUAGCAGCAUCAAAACGCUCGCAGACCACUUGAAGCAGGCGCACGGAGAUGGCAUUGACUUUGUCAUCAACAACGCGGGAAUUGCCAUGGAUGGCUUUAACGCCGAUAUUGUCAAGACAACCCUCGACUGCAACUACUACAAGACGCUCGAGGCAUGCCACGCUUUCCUUCCCCUCCUGAAGCCUACGGGCCGCAUCGUAAACCUCGGCAGCAUGGCUGGUAAACUCAACAAGUACUCCGAAGAAGUCCGUAACCGCUUCCUCGCCUCCAAGACCGAGGAAGAUGUCACAAAGAUCAUGAAGGAGUUCGUUUCUGCUGUGGAGGCUGGAAAAGAGAAGGACGCUGGAUUUCCUAGUGCAGGUUAUGCUGUGAGCAAGGCGGGAAUAAUUGGAGGCACACGAGCGCUGGCCAGACAGGAGAAGGAGAAGGGAAGCAAAGUGUUGAUCAACGUCUGCUGUCCUGGCUACGUCAAUACCGAUAUGACGAAAGGCAACGGAACACGAACUGUAGAAGAAGGAGCUCAAACGCCGGUGCUGCUUGCAAUCCAUGACAUUCAGAACAAGACGGGUAGCUUCUGGCAGUACGAGAAGGAGAUCGACUGGGUUGGAUAG
Alternaria arborescens is the source of this 873-nucleotide messenger RNA. RefSeq lists its product as hypothetical. The record is from RefSeq and is a predicted model, not a curated record. Lineage: Eukaryota; Fungi; Ascomycota; Dothideomycetes; Pleosporales; Pleosporaceae. The coding region runs from base 1 to 873 and encodes 290 amino acids. The transcript is spliced from 4 exons. Gene Ontology annotation, molecular function: oxidoreductase activity.